GUUAAUGAGAGUUGAAGAAAAGUAAAAAAUCGUUUUGUUUUUUUUUAAUUAUGACGUAACGUUUGGUAAUUUUAACUUUUCAAUGUUGGCACUAGAAGUCACCACGUUGAUCAAAUUGAGCCCCCACAAUGACCGACCUCUGUGAGAAAAUCCUGAGACAGCUCUCGGAGUCCGAGCCCCUCAACACUCUCACCCUCUCCCGUCUCUUCAACACCGACCACCAGAAGAUCGUGGGGGCCCUUAAGAGCAUCCAAGCCCAUGGGGACCUCAUCACCGCGGAGCCCCAAAGCGACAAAUUCAUCGAACUCACGGAAGAGGGCAAACAAAUCGUGGAAAACGGCAGUCACGAAGCUCGCAUUUUCCACGCUGUGCCCCCCGAGGGCGUAGCCCAAGCCGAGUUAAUGAAACUCCCUAACGCCAAAGUGGGGUUCAGUAAGGCGAUGAGCGCCGGCUGGCUGGUCUUGGACAAGGGGGGCCCCCCUGUCGUGAGACGCAAAGUGGACAAGAUCGUGGAUACGGUCCAGGCGAAUUUGCGCCUGAUUUUAGGGGGGCACGUGGGGCAGAUCGCCGAUAGUGUGCGACAGGAGUACAAAAAACGGAAGUUGAUACAGGAAGUGGUCCAAAAGUCGUUUAAUCUGCGAAAAGGGGGCGAUUUUAGCCUCACUUUGGCCAAAUUGGAGACUGAUUUAACAGCGGAAAUGUUAACGACCGGAAGUUGGCAACAAUUAAAGUUCAAAGAGUACAAUUUUGACGCUUUGGGGGCCCCUCUUGAAUGCGGGUAUUUGCACCCUUUACUCAAAGUCAGGGCCGAAUUCAGGCAAAUUUUCCUCGAAAUGGGGUUCACGGAGAUGCCCACCAACAAUUACGUUGAGAGCUCCUUCUGGAAUUUCGACGCUUUGUUUCAACCCCAACAGCACCCUGCGAGGGACGCCCAUGACACUUUUUUUGUCUCAGACCCGAAAAUUUCCACUAAUUUUCCCGAAGACUACAAAGAACGGGUCAAAGAAGUGCACAGUCAUGGCGGUUACGGCUCUCUGGGGUACCGUUACGAUUGGAAAAUCGAAGAGGCCCAAAAAAACCUUCUCCGGACCCACACGACGGCUAAUAGCGCCCGCAUGUUGUACAAAUUGGCCCAAGAAGAGAAUUUUAAACCGACUAAACUCUUCAGUAUUGAUAAAGUAUUCCGUAAUGAGACUCUCGACGCUACACAUCUGGCCGAAUUUAACCAAGUGGAGGGGGUUAUCGCCGAUUAUGACGUCACUCUGGGUGACUUGAUCGGUGUUUUUGCUGAGUUUUUCAAAAAAUUGGGGAUUACGGAACUGGAAUUCAAGCCGGCGUAUAAUCCGUAUACGGAGCCUAGUAUGGAGAUUUUCUGUUUUCAUAAUGGGCUGGGAAAGUGGAUUGAGAUCGGGAAUUCGGGGAUGUUUAGGCCGGAGAUGUUGCUCACGAUGGGGCUGCCGGAGAAUGUGAGGGUGAUUGCGUGGGGGCUGUCGUUGGAACGGCCGACCAUGAUUAAGUAUGGGUUGAAUAAUAUCAGGGAUUUGGUGGGGCCCAAAGUCGAUUUGGAGAUGGUGCAAAGGAGUCCGAUUUGUAGAUUAGAUAAGUGAAAUUUCACGAUUUUUUGUUAUUUAUUUUGUAAUUAAACUUUCAAUAUAUUAUUUGUAAGA
This is a messenger RNA of Tribolium madens (black flour beetle), 1667 nucleotides long. It is a transcript of the gene alpha-PheRS, whose product is annotated as phenylalanine--tRNA ligase alpha subunit. The transcript is spliced from 3 exons. Gene Ontology annotation, biological process: phenylalanyl-tRNA aminoacylation. Gene Ontology annotation, cellular component: phenylalanine-tRNA ligase complex; cytoplasm; cytosol. Gene Ontology annotation, molecular function: tRNA binding; ATP binding; phenylalanine-tRNA ligase activity. NCBI's taxonomy places the organism in Eukaryota, Metazoa, Arthropoda, Insecta, Coleoptera, Tenebrionidae. The record is from RefSeq and is a predicted model, not a curated record. Bases 129 to 1607 code for a protein of 492 amino acids.